CAAAUUGCCGCAACGAUGAUUCGAGCAUCCACUUGACGAUGGAAACUUCAGGAGAUGCAAGAAAAAAUACAGACAGCAUGCGUGAUUUGAUGGCCAUGCCAGAUGUCAUCAUCCCCAUCCCCAUCCCCUGUUUCUCUCAUGGCUUCGAGGCACAUGGGAUGGAAGCCGGCAUAAAACCGGCCACCAGGUGAUGGUGAACCACGAGACCUUUUCUCCCUAUAUCAAGCCCUGCUCUUCUGUUGCCCUCCCCUAACAUCUUGGACCGCUCUUCCCAGCUUCCAAAUCCGGAAAUCCAAGGCCAUUCUGUCCUACCACCGUCCUUUCAGUCUCCUUUCGACGAAUCAUUUGAGAUCCGAUUUGAAUCUCACGCCCAGCAGCCUUGAUUACUUGUUGAUGCCACAGUAGCCGAGGCUCUCACCGGGCAUCAUUUGUCUCAUCACUAUUACGAACACGAAGAGACGUCCAAUUAGGCAGCUAUUGGGCUUUAGCUGCUCCUUGGUCCCUUGCAUAUCAGUCGACACUGUAUUGGUCGUUUCAAGUUAGGCCCGCAGGCCACCACAAAGUCAGGCGCUCUAUGAGCUGAGGGAAGUGCAAUACCUGUCAAUAAGUAAACGAAGUCCAAGACAGGAAGGAAAGCUCACAGCGAGGACUAAACGAAUUGUUACAUCACACGGCCUGGCAAAAGCGAAAGGUUCGAAGGCCCUUCUUCAAGACGAGAUAUAUUGUCCCUGUUCCAUUCAAAGAGUCCUCAAAGUCGAGAGACCAGCAUAACGUUACGAAAUCCAAGAUUUUAUCUUGUUUACGAGUUACCCCAUCGAGGACCCGAUACUGAAGAGAGAGCCAUCCCUCUUAUUUUGCCGUAUCACUCAUCCUCACCCAUCAGCCCCGGAUCACUCAUCCUUACCGCUGCUGUCAGGGGCAUCAGCCUUACAGUCAUCAACAUCAGCACUCCCGAACCGGCAGGAUUAUCGCCCCGAGUUCCUACAGAGCUAUCAGACACCCGCCGUCACCAGCGCUAUCGUCAUCCUUGUGAGGACACUUCUAAGCUUUCUGGGAGGAAAUAUAGAAACCUCAGGUCCUAUCUUUUCACAGAUUGUUGUUUCCUUUCCCCACUGAAGGAUUUGGGAUUCUUUUUUUUUGGUUCUUUUUCCGAGAGGACACUUUUAGGUCUUUGAACGACAAUUGAAUUUGUCAAGAGCGGUGGAAGUGGUUUUUCCCAUUUUCCGAGGACGUCAACGAGAGGGCAAAGGAAAUGUCGCAGAUCACAGUCUUGGGCUUCUCGCCUUCGCGGUCGGCCGAACAAGGGGUCAAUGCUAUUCACUGGGCCAUCCUGCUCACGCCAGCAACCGAAGCCCAACAGCGUGGUGCCCAGCAGCCGUCUGCACCAAGGCCGAAGGCCAAGUCCUUCUUCUCGACCCCGCGGCUCCUGUCGAAGACCAGCAGUCCUGCGGCUCCGCCGUUUGAAACGGUUCUCUAUGACAUGCACAAUCACCAACUCCGUCAGCAGGUGUACCCCGUCCCCGUGAAGGCCAAGGUGGACUCCGCCGAGCAAUCGGACUCGUCGCCAUCCGACGCGGACGCUGCUGCCGAGACUCCCCAGGUGACGACGACAGACAUCAGCUCGGACAUUCCCAACCAGCCAUUCCGCCUGUCUCUCCGGAUGCUUCUGAGCACGCAUCACCUCCCCGUCACCAAGCUCGCGUCCAAAGUCUCGACGUUGCUCUACCGGACCCCGACCUACGGGCCCGAAGAGGACUGGCUCCUUGCCGCGAUUGAUAUGCUGGUGGGAGCCGGGAUCCUCGAGCCGUCCCCGAACUUCGACGCCGACGCGGUUCUGGCGUUCGCCGGAGAGGCCGUCAAGGAGUACCUCUCGCAGAUCGAGCGAGGGCAGCAGGGGGAGCAGGACGUGCUGGAGCUGGACUACGCCAGCCACGCGAGGAGCAUGGAGCAGGUCAAAGCCAUGUUCGAGCAACACCGCCCGCAAGUGACGACGACAACGACGCCGCCUUACACGCCCUCGCAGACGCCGUCUCCGACUGCGUCGUCGCCCACGAGGAGUGCUGCUGCUGCCGCCCCGGACGCAGAGAGAAGGGGUUCGAGCACGAAAUCCUCCCGCUUCCACCACCACCACUCCGCCAAGCCCAAGUCGUCGUCGUCGUCCUCGACCACCCCGACCGACGUGCUGUCCAAGUCGUACAGGUUUCUGGGCCUGCGCAUCUCGCCGUCGCCGACGUCGUACGCGCCGCGGCACCGGUGGGCAUCAGGAGAAGGUACGAAGCGCGCCUACUUCGAGAGGCAGGAUGAUCCGUACGGCGGGCUGAUGUGAAGGCGUGGUCUGUAUUUUAUGGUCUGUUUUUAGGGAUGAUGAACACGAACACGAACACGAACAAACCCGUCAAGACUGUCAAACGGAAUGGCCGGGCAAAGGGCGCAACUACGGGCGCGGACGCGGACAACAACACUCUCGACAUGAAUGCCACGAGGCCGUGGCACUGGGCUUGGGACAGCGAUUGGGAACGAGCCAGCAUGGCCAGCUGGAGGUGCGUGAAAUAAUUCUUGGAACCUUUUUGAUUGAUGGGUCUCAAUGAUUCAUUGAACCCCCACGAAUUCCAUCCAAUCCAACUCCCCGUGUACAAGUAUAUUCAGGCCCAUCCAUCCAUGCAAAUAGUGUUGUUGUUUUGCCCAUGUGCUUCACAUCCUCCC
This is a messenger RNA of Cladophialophora immunda, 2703 nucleotides long. RefSeq lists its product as uncharacterized. The record is from RefSeq and is a predicted model, not a curated record. The coding region runs from base 1253 to 2326 and encodes 357 amino acids. Lineage: Eukaryota; Fungi; Ascomycota; Eurotiomycetes; Chaetothyriales; Herpotrichiellaceae. The transcript has a single exon.